This is a messenger RNA of Etheostoma spectabile (orangethroat darter), 3123 nucleotides long. Its product is annotated as ubiquitin carboxyl-terminal hydrolase 37. Gene Ontology annotation, biological process: G1/S transition of mitotic cell cycle; protein deubiquitination. NCBI's taxonomy places the organism in Eukaryota, Metazoa, Chordata, Actinopteri, Perciformes, Percidae. Gene Ontology annotation, cellular component: cytosol; nucleus. The transcript has 21 exons. Gene Ontology annotation, molecular function: cysteine-type deubiquitinase activity. Bases 97 to 2430 code for a protein of 777 amino acids. The record is from RefSeq and is a predicted model, not a curated record.
CACCCUGACCUUAGGUAUCACAGCCUGAUAGAGAAGGGCUUUCCAAAUAUUAACAAAGAAGAUUUGUUAUUAGAGAAAUAUCAAUCACCUGCUAAGAUGUUUUGCGGACUUUGCAGACGAAAGAAGAUUGAAUGUGAAGAUGAUGAGGAAGUUGGAGACAAGCAGUUCUCCAGCCCACAGUGGAGAGUCAUUGUUCAGGAGGACAACCAUGUUUCAGCUCUUCCUGGGGCUCCGGAGGAAAAAGCCAAGGAGGCUUCCUGGCGUAGGUUGUUCCAUCGUAAGAAGAAAACCAAGCAGCAGACUGCCGUAAAGGAAGAUGUGUCAGAAGCCACAAACCUGCCAUCUUCUGCCACAGAAAAGACUGUCAACACCACCGAGGAACCCGUAGCAGAAGCUGAUGCCCAGGAAGCUUCAGCCAUCCCUGACACUCCACUCCCAGCUGCAGCUGAGGGUGAGGUGAAGAAUACGGAUGUGGCUGAAAAUCCCGAACUGCCCUCUUCUGCCACAGAAAAGAGUGUCAACACCACCGAGGAGCCUGGAGAAGAAGCUGUCCAGGAAGGUGUACCUGCCCCUGACACUCCAGUCCCAGCUGCAGCUGAGGAUGAAGAUCUGGCAGCUUCUUCUUCAGAAACAAUUGUCAACACCACCGAGGAGUCCGAAGGAGAAGCUGAUGUCCAGGAAGCUUUAACCAUCCCUGACACUUUAGUCCCAGCUCCAGCUGAGAAUGAGGUGAAGGUUAAAGAUGAGGAAGAAAGCCCAGAACUGCCCUCUUCUGCCACAGAAAACAGUGUCAACACCACCGAGGAGUCCGAGGGAGAAGCUGAUGUCCAGGAAGCUUUAACCAUCACUGACACUUUAGUCUCAGCUACAGCUGAGAAUGAGGUGACGGUACAAGAUGAGGCAGAAAGCCCAGAACUGCCCUCUUCUGCCACAGAAAACAGUGUCAACACCACUGAGGAGCCUGGAGAAGAAGCUGUCCAGGAAGGUGUACCUGCCCCUGACACUCCAGUCCCAGCUGCAGCUGAGGAUGAAGAUCUGGCAGCUUCUUCUUCAGAAACAAUUGUCAACACCACCGAGGAGUCCGAGGGAGAAGCUGAUGUCCAGGAAGCUUCAGCCAUCACUGAAACUUUAGUCCCAGCUCCAGCUGAGAAUGAGGUGAAGGUUAAAGAUGAGGAAGAAAGCCCAGAACUGCCCUCUUCUGCCACAGAAAACAGUGUCAGCACCACCAAGGAGCCUGAGGAGGCUUCACCCACCCGUGACACUGGAAAAACAGCAGCUAGAAAGAAGAAAGUAGAGGCGCAUCAUUGGCUCAAAUUUUGGCAAAAGAAACAGAAGGUCCAGUGUCCUACCUCCCCAAGAGUUUGUGGUGGGAGACUAAAGAUCAAACCCAUCACCGACAAUCUGGGGACGAAUUUAGGCAGAACACUCCGAAACAUCCCCAAAGGAAAGCUGUACAAAGAUGAGCUUGUUGCCCUAGGAUUACCCAACCUGGCGCAGACAUGCUACAUGAACUCCACUCUGCAAAGCCUCCUGACGAUAACAGAUUUUAUUCAGGAUAUCUGCAACCAGGAGAGUGUGUGGAGUUCUCUCCCCAACUCGGAGCUCCUUGGAGGAUUUGUAAAAGUCAAACUCUCCAGGUGCACUAGCAGCAAGGCAGUGAAAAAACAAGCACUGACUGCCUUUAAAAGGACUAUUGCUGUGUUCAACUCAGAGUUUGAGGAUAACAGACAGAAAGACGCCCAUGAGUUCCUCAGCUGUGUUCUGAAUCAGCUGAGGUGUGUGUCCGCCGACCUGCAGGCAGAAGCAUUUAAAAAGGCCUGCAGUUACACCUGCCCUGUUGAGGCUAACAUCACCUUCCAGAUGUUGAGCACCAAGACCUGCAAUGGAUGUGGUAUGCAGUCUACCCGCGAGGAGGACUACAUCACCCUGUCACUGGACCUGGUGCCUGGAGGCACAGUUAGCCAGUGUCUGCAGGAGUACUUAAAAGAGAAUCAGCUGGAGUAUCGAUGUGAGUGUGGUGCUGAGACGUCAUCGCUGCAGAGGUCAUUCUUGACGCUGCCAAAUGCACUGAUCAUCCAGCUGAAGAGGUUUAAUUACACCGAAUGCCUAAAUCUGGAGAAGAUCAACAGCCCCAUCACUUUAUCAAGGCAGCUAGUGCUGAAUACUGAGUCCAGCGCCAGUGAACAGACACCGUCUUGCUACUCCUUAAUGAGCGUUGUCAGCCAUUUGGGUUACUCAGCUCACUUUGGCCAUUACAUCUGUGACGGAGCCCACAGGGAUGAGGAACCCCAGGACAUGUCUGACAACUGGCUAACAUACAAUGACAAGGACGUCAGUGAGACAACCGGCACUUAUAUAUGUCACCAGCGGCAGCGAACAGCAUACCUGCUGUUCUACAUGAAACCUGUAAGAGAACACUUCUGUCUAUAGACUGUACAUCAAACCAACAAAGAAUCAGUAGAAGAGAAGAAGAGGAGAGGACCGGAGAAGAAGACGAGAGGACAGGACAGAAGAAGAAAAAGGGGCAGGAUAAGAAGACGUUUUUUGGUUUUCAAAGUUUCUUCAGACCAUUAUCGAAUAAGAUGCAUAAUCACAGAAAUUUAACAUACAUAAAACAAGACAAAGAAAACAAACUGAAAAAAAAUAAGAAGCCAAAUACUAUCAAUACAAACUGUGCUUUUUCCUAUCAGCGACGAGACGAGAGGAGAGGAGAGGAGAAGAAGAGGAGAGAAGAGCACAACACCCCCGGACCAGCCAGCAAAUUUGGAGUUGCUCGGCCUAUGACAUCGGCUUGGGGUCCUGCCUUUAAACAUUUUUUAAAAGAAACCUGCCUAAAUUAGUGAAACACUUUAUCCACACUCUUGCCACAGCAUGCUGUGACAGGAUGUUGUGGCAAGAAUGUGUGGCUAAAUGUGUGGUUAGCUGUUACUAACCUAGCGCUGGGGAGUCAUUCCCCGGAGUCCUUAUGUUCUUUUUUCCCCAGCAUGUUCCCUUGGAUCAGAGAGGCUCCAAAAUCAGGCUAGCAGCGGUCGCCUUGGUCCCGCUCCAUGUUCUGUGAUGCCAUGUUCAACUGCUACACUGCAGUGCCCUGCUACGUCCAGCUACGUCCAGCUACGUCCAGCU